GUUCUAAGCCGAAAUGAACCAUAUUCUACGCCCACUCUUGGACGAAUGCGUGGUGGUGUACCUAGACGGCAUCCUCUUCUACUCGCGCGACAUGCAGCAGCACGUCCAACACCUGCGACGCGUCUUCGACAUUCUUCGACGAGAACGAUUCUACGUCAAGUUAUCGAAGAGUGAAUUCGCCCUCGAGAAAGUCCAAUUCCUAGGACACAUGGUGAGUGCUCAAGGAGUUCACGUCGACCCCAAGAAGAUCGAAGGCGUACGCACUGACCAGGCAGUGGGAGCAGUCUUGAUGCAAGACCAGGGGAAUGGACUGCAACCAAUCGCCUACCUCAGCAAGAAACUACACGGGGCACAACUAGACUACCCGAUACACGACAAAGAGGCCCUUGCUAUUAUCAUCGCCUUCAAAACGUGGAGAUGUUAUCUCGAAGGAGGAAAAACAACCGUCUACACCGACCACUGUAGCCUGAAAUAUUUGAAGACACAACCAAACCUCUCCAGGCGGCAGGUCCGGUGGAUUGACUUCCUCGAGACACACUUCCACUAUGACAUCGUGUACAAGCCCGGCCACAAAAACAAAGCAGACGCUCUCACAAAACGACACCUGCUACAGUGGGACCGUGACAUCACGUACCGGAAGGGAUUAACAAAAAUCUGGGUACCCAAUUACACUCCUUCGCGCCAAUUACUACUCGAAGAAUACCACGAUGUUCUAUACGCGGGACACUUCGGUAGCAACAAAACGCUCAUCGGUAUUGCAAAGAACUACUACUGGCCCCACAUGGCAGACGAUGUCCAUAAAUUUUCCACCUCGUGUACGACAUGUCAGCGGAUGAAGAGAAACAAGCAGAAACAGGCAGGACUGCUACAGCCUCUUCCUGUCCCAGAACAGCCAUGGCAAGUGGUUAGCCUGGAUUUCAUAACCGGGUUACCAACUACCACAAACGGCCAUGACGCAAUCCUCGUCGUCAUCGACAAAUUCUCCAAAAUGGGACACUUCAUCCCGACACAUACGAUAGCACACACCGAAGAGACAGCACAACUAUUCGUUCGCUACAUCAUCUCACAACAUGGCAUUCCAACCACACUCAUCUCCGACCGAGAUCCCAAGUUCACCAGCAAUUUCUGGAAGGAACUUAUGUCUCUGCUCAGGACCAAACUUGCCAUGUCAUCUGCCUACCAUCCGCAGACAGAUGGACAGACCGAGCACCUCAAUCAAAUUGUAGAGCAACUCCUCCACACAGCAUGCAAAGGCGAAAUCUCUAAAUGGGACUUGCAUCUGCCCAUCCUGGAGUUUGCCUACAACAAUGCCACUCAUGCCGCUUCUUGAUAGACGUCGUUCUUCCUCUAUU
This is a messenger RNA of Closterium sp. NIES-67, 1352 nucleotides long. The record is from the annotation of a GenBank genome assembly. NCBI's taxonomy places the organism in Eukaryota, Viridiplantae, Streptophyta, Zygnematophyceae, Desmidiales, Closteriaceae.